Dalotia coriaria is the source of this 5510-nucleotide messenger RNA. Its product is annotated as zinc finger SWIM domain-containing protein 5-like. The coding region runs from base 67 to 3777 and encodes 1236 amino acids. The record is from RefSeq and is a predicted model, not a curated record. Lineage: Eukaryota; Metazoa; Arthropoda; Insecta; Coleoptera; Staphylinidae. Gene Ontology annotation, cellular component: Cul2-RING ubiquitin ligase complex. Gene Ontology annotation, molecular function: zinc ion binding. The transcript has 13 exons.
CAGUCGCCGUCAAGCCAGGGUGUUUGACGCGCUCGCUAGGCGCGUGCGAUCAGUUUGCGAGAGUCGAUGGCAGUGGCCAGGCGGUCGUGUUGCUCCCGGUGGGAGGGCGCUCGCUCUCCCGACUCGCUCCUCGACAUCACGGCGAAGAUCGCCGCCGAGAACAUCCCGUUUCAACGCAUCGAAGAGCGCUACGACCGCAUACCGGAACCGGUGCAGCGGCGCAUCAUCUUCUGGUCGUUUCCGCGAAACGAACGCGACAUAUGCAUGUACUCUUCGCUGUCGCGAGUGCCCCCUGUGAAUUCCGCCGGUGGUGAGCCGUUGAAUCUGUCGUUUUGCAAAGGAUUAAAAUUACUCGAAGCUGGAUGUGUGGAUAACGUGUUGCAAGUUGGCUUCCAUUUGAGCGGCGUUGUCACGGGCAGUCGGCUGUCACAGCCUCCGACGCUACCAUGCGGCAACGUCGUCGGUGGCAGUCCAGAGCCACCGCAAAAGUUCAAAGUUUCAGUCAGUUUCGACAGAUGCAAGAUUACUUCGGUGACAUGCAGCUGCGAGACAAAGGAUAUUUUUUGGUGCCAACACGUUGUCGCGUUGUCCUUGUAUCGGAUACGGAAUGCGGAAAGCGUGCGUCUGCGAGUGCCCAUUUCAGAAACCCUCCUGCAGAUGGACAGACAACAGCUACAGAAAUUCGUUCAGUACCUGAUCUCAGAGCAUCACACCGAAGUGUUGCCGACCGCGCAGAAGCUGGCCGACGAGAUACUACAGCAACGCAGCGAAAUCAAUCAGAUUCCGGGGGCGCCCGAUCCGACGGCGGGCGCCUCCGCCGACGACGACCACACAUGGCACCUCGACGAGGAGCAGGUUUGCGAGCAGGUCAAAUCCUAUCUCUCGCAGGGCGCUUACUACAACGCCAAUAAACAAUUAAAUUCGUUGUUUUCCAAGGUCAGAGAAAUGCUGCGGGCGCAGGAUUCAAACGGCGCGCGCAUGUUGACGCUUAUCACGGAACAGUUCCUAUCCGAUCCCAGGCUGCAGCUGUGGCGCAUUCAAGGCCAGGCUAUGACUGAUAAGUGCCGUCAAUUGUGGGAUCAACUCGGCUCGUUGUGGGUGUGCAUAGUAUUAAAUCCGAAUUGUACAAAUCAUGAGAAGCACCAAUGGAAGCAACUCCUAGAGAAAUGGACGCAUAUUGAUGUAUGCCCACCGGAGGAUCCCGAUUUUCGGUUGCAUCAGACGAAUCAACGUGAUUCGUAUGCGAAUCGAGAUCGCGAUAGAGAUAGGCAUUACCACGACAGGGACCGCGAAAGGGAUCGGUAUGCGGAUAGAGAGCGGGAUCGUCGGGAGAGAAGAGACAGGGAUCGAGAAAGGGAACGCGAUAGGGAUCGCGGAAGGCCGGUCUAUGACUCUUCGAGCAGCUCUGAUGACGAUGAGGCCAGCUAUCUCUACAGUAGGAACAAUAACAAGCGAUUACGUUUAUCAGGGAAUCAUUCUAAGUCAGCACCAGCUUUACCUAGGACAGUAUUUCAUAGGGCUUUAGAUGCGGUCUCAAUGUCAUGGGACAAUAUGCACUUGAAGAACAUAUUAUCUAGCGACGUUUAUUGCUCACACGUGCCGGACAACUCCACUUCCGGCACAUUUAAUUCUCAAGGACAACCUUUAUGGAAUGAACCUAUACCUUUGUGUGCCGCAAGAGUCGAUUCUCUCCGCUCCCAUGGUCAUAUGGAAGCCGCCCUUCGGUUAGCAGUAUCUGUGGUGCGUACCAUGAAGCAACAGCAGUUGCUCGCCCAGAAAAAAUGGAACGAAAGCCAGCAAGCUGCGUGCAGCAGUAGUUCGUCGGCGGCGAGUACCAGUAAAGCGAAUAAACCGUGCACGUCAAGAUGUGCUGGCCAGUGUAUUGCGGGUGCUUCCUCCUCGUCGACGACGUCUACUAGUGCACCUGCAAAUACCGACGGUUGGGUGGGUCAUCCGCUUGAUCCCAUUGGCACCCUCUUCGAUACACUCGCAGACGCAUCGAUUGUUCCUGAAGACCAGCGACCCCGCACGCCCAGCUACCUAGAUCUGGUCGGGAUGGAAGACCAGCACAACAUUCGGCCGCGUUAUCAUCACGUUCCUGUCGUGGGAUCGCGCGACCGCUCCGAAACGUAUCUUACGUUAGCCUUCGAAGUUGCCUUGAUUGGACUGGGCCAGCAGCGCAUCAUGCCGGUCGGCCUUUAUGCUCAGGAGAAGGCGUGCAAACAGGAAGACCGUCUCAUUGCAAAGCUGCAGGAGAUCGAAGGCGAUAAUAAUCUGGUAGCGGUGUUGCGGCGACAGGCGAUUAUCUUGCUGGAGGGCGGGCCUGCGAGCGGUCUGGGAAUCGGUAUCCACCCGGAAAGCAUUCCGAUGCACACGUUUGCCCGCUUCAUGUUCCAAUCGCUGCUCAUCUACGAUCCGGAUCUUGCCUACGACGUGGGUCUGCGCGCGAUGCGUCUACCUCUUCUUGAAGAACAUGAGGAUUCCGAUGAUCCUAUGGGUGGAAAUGCCUCCAGCUCAUUGAUGAUGAGUCGCUCACCUCGGUGGUUCACCCUUGGGCACAUCGAAACUCAGCAAUGCACUCUGAGCAGCACAAUGCUAUCAGCUGCCAAGGGUGAAGUAAUGCGCUUGCGCACAGUACUUGAGUCUUCCCAGCGUCAUAUUCAUUCUUCGUCGCAUUUAUUUAAGCUGGCGCAGGAUGCGUUUCGCUUCGCGACACCUGAGAACGGUCCGCGACAUCCGACGUUGCUUAGCGUCGCUUUUGAAUUAGGUCUGCAGGUGAUGCGCAUGACGCUAUCGUCCCUGAAUUGGCGGAGGCGCGAGAUGGUGCGGUGGUUGGUCACGUGCGCUACUGAAGUAGGUGUGGAGGCAUUGAUCACCAUCAUGCAAAACUGGUAUCAGUUCUUUACGCCAACGGAGGCCACAGGUCCGGUGGCGACCACUGUCAUGUCGCCAAGCACUCUUAUGCGGCUCAAUUUGGCGUUUGUGCAGCAGGACGAACUUUCAAGUUGCGCGAGGACGCUUGCUUUACAAUGUGCUACAAAGGACCCUCCGAACUGUGCCUUGAACGCGCUCACACUGUGCGAAAAUGAACCGCUGGCGUUCGAGACGGCGUAUCAGAUCGUCGUGGAGGCGGCAUCGCAUAUCAUGACUUCCUCGCAGCUCUUCACCAUCGCCAGAUACAUGGAGCACCGUGGGUAUCCCACGAGGGCUUACAAGCUUGCUGUACUCGCGAUGAAAAAUGUGCAUUUAGCAUACAAUCAAGAUACUCAUCCAGCAAUAAACGACAUUCAUUGGGCGUGCGCGCUUAGUCACUCCCUUGGGAAGUCGGAACUGACCAAUAUGAUCCCGCUUCUAGUUAAGAACGUGCAGUGCGCGACUGUAUUGUCGGACAUAUUGCGGCGUUGCAGUAUGACCGCACCCGGCAUAUCCUGUCCACAUCCGACUACAUUGGAUGGUGGUAAGCACAUUACAAUGCCGCAGCACCGUUCUUCACGAGGCUGCACGGCGGGUAUCAAACCAUUGUCGUACGAUAGACCACCAUUGAGGCAGUUACUGGAGGCAGCCGUCGCCGCGUAUAUUAACACUACGCAUUCACGUCUUACGCACAUCUCGCCGCGUCACUACGGUGAUUUCAUCGACUUCCUUACGAAGGCACGUGACACAUUUGUGCUUGCACAAGAUGGCGUCGCACAAUUCAGUCAGCUCAUCGAGAAUAUGAAGGUCGCCUAUAAGGGCAAAAAGAAGCUGAUGUUCUUGGUGAAGGAGCGCUUUGGCUGAUACGCGGCGGGCGCGCCCUGCGACUCACGAAGCUUCGGUAAGCCACGGACAAUAUACAGUAUGAAAUUUUAGACGAUAAUCUUCCACAAAACACAAAAUGGCGGCGGAGACAAAAUCGAAACGCAGAUUUGCAGACGCACUUAAAUUUAAAGCAUUAUUUAAUCGUUACAUUAUAUUGUUUGAUUUUCGUUUACUAUUAGUUAAUGCGCAGACUGAUUUAUUGUUUAAUUGACUAUUAUUUAAGUUCGAAUGGCGCGCACACGCAACAACUGACGGCUUAUUUAUUUUUCUAUUAGAAAACGUACGAAAACCAAGCGGCGCGCGUCAUGUCUGGUUAAAAAAGAUCUCAACGAAAGUAGGCAGGGCGAACACGGAAUGCGGAAUUAAUGUCUGUUCAAAUUCAUUCGGCCCUUUUAAAUAAUUUGUGUUAAGAUUUUGUAUAAUCAACCAAAGAUUGUUAUAUGUAAAUUAUUAUUUAAUUAGUUUCCUUGUAUAUAUGUCAUGUACAUUUUGUUUAGUUGAGAUUACGUAAGUGGUGCAAACGAAUCUGAAUCUUGUUCAAACUUUUUAAUCAAACUUGCGAAACGUAUUUGAAUCAUUUAUCAAAACGUGUACAAACGAUUAGACUUGUAGAGCCCAAUUACAAAAAAACAUAAACUUACUUAAUGACUGAAUUAAUAAGUAAGAUCGCAAUCAAAAUUCUCUCUGAUGAACAACUAACUACUGGGCUUGAAAUUAUUUCAUCUGUGAUUCAAGCAGUUUACCACUUGCUGUUAUUCAUUUCUAUGAUUAUCUUAGGAUUACUUUGCAGUUCUUGCACCGUAUUAUUUGUACUGUAUUAAGUUUCCUCUUUACUAUGAUAAUUCUAGUUUAGAAUAAGUUUUCAUUUCAUGUAAGACGAAAUGUAAGGGCACGCAUGUGGUUUAGCAUUCUUAUAAGCGCAGUGAAUUCGAUUUUGACAACUCGACGUGAUAAUCUUCCAGUAAGUUAUGUGCAAAUAUGAAAAACCUCACACUGCGCUUCUUAAAAUGUUAAAUUAUGCGUUUUCAAGAUAUAAUUAGAUUGACUUUACGUCCAUUUUGCCGAAAACGAAACAAAGGAACAUUGCAUGUUGUCACGUACACUGCAAAAGAGGAAAAUGAUUGAAAAUAUUGUCUAUGUAUAUAAUUGAAAGUGAACAAUUCAUUCCAGACGAAUUAAUCGAAGCAUUCAACUAUGUAAGAUUACAAUUCUGUUUUGUAAACUUUGCGAAGGAAAUUUAAAUUUUAAACUAAUUUCUACCAUUAAUGCAAUUAAUUCGUUGUUGUGUUGUGUUUUACGUGUAAAAAAAACAAGAUAGUUCUGUAAGUAGGUAAAAUAACGAAACAUAAGCGUGACGACGAGGCAAAACGUAACGAUUGUAAUUUACGACGGCGGCGCGGAAAAAAAGUUGAGAAAUUGUACAUAUUGCCAAAAAAUAAUAAUGUUAAAUUAGAGUAAUGUGCUAAAAUGCAUGGCUGCAUUUAAACAUAUUUAAAAUUAAUGAGAAACGUGCAAGAACGCGUUCGUUUUCGUUCGGAAUUCGAAAAGGUAGCAGAUGGAGACAAAGAAGAAUAAACAAACACAGUAAACAAGUAGCAAUGGUUGCAUACGUCAUGUCUGGUGUGUGUACGAAUAAUUUAUGAUUAUUUUUAUGACGACGAAAACGAGAUGAUAAUGAAAUGAAAAAAAUAAAACAACAUAUUUGUAACGAA